Salvia hispanica is the source of this 1202-nucleotide messenger RNA. RefSeq names its product phosphomannomutase. Gene Ontology annotation, cellular component: cytosol. Gene Ontology annotation, biological process: mannose metabolic process; protein N-linked glycosylation; GDP-mannose biosynthetic process. The record is from RefSeq and is a predicted model, not a curated record. Lineage: Eukaryota; Viridiplantae; Streptophyta; Magnoliopsida; Lamiales; Lamiaceae. Gene Ontology annotation, molecular function: phosphomannomutase activity.
UUCAUUCCACUGGUUGUCGUUAAACUAUAAAAACGAUUGCCACUUCCACCAGCAACUGCCUUCCACCCCUUUUCAGAUCUGCUCUUUUCUCUGGAAUUCCCUCUCCUUUCGACUCAGAUCUCACUCCUUGUUGCUUCACUCAAAAGGAGGAAAAUUUGAAAUUGAUUAUGGCUGUACGAAGACCUGGCGUAAUUGCUCUUUUUGAUGUCGAUGGCACGCUCACUGCUCCCAGGAAGGGGGCUACUCCUGAGAUGUUAGAGUUCAUGAGGAACCUUAGAAAGGUUGUAACCAUUGGCGUUGUUGGAGGUUCUGAUUUUGUUAAGAUAGCAGAGCAGCUUGGAAAAACAGUUACUGAUGACUAUGAUUACAUGUUUGCUGAGAAUGGCCUUGUUGCUUACAAGGAUGGAAAGUUAAUUGGAACACAGAGCUUGAAGACCUUUCUUGGAGAAGAAAAGCUCAAGGAACUGAUUAACUUUUCUCUCCACUACAUCGCUGACUUGGACAUCCCCAUUAAAAGGGGAACAUUUAUUGAAUUCCGAAAUGGGAUGCUUAAUGUCUCCCCCAUUGGAAGAAAUUGCAGUCAGGAAGAGCGAGAUGAGUUUGAAAAGUAUGAUAAGGUUCACAACAUUCGCCCCAAAAUGGUGUCAGUGCUCCGUGAGAAGUUUGCACAGUAUAACCUAACCUUUUCCAUAGGUGGACAAAUCAGUUUUGAUGUCUUCCCCCAAGGUUGGGAUAAAACAUAUUGCUUGAAAUACCUGGAAGAGUUUCAAGAAGUUCACUUCUUUGGAGACAAGACCUACAAGGGAGGAAAUGACUAUGAGAUAUAUGAGUCAGAGAGGACCAAUGGCCACACAGUUACUAGCCCUGAGGACACAUUAAGUCAGUGUACGAAACUCUUCCUGAGCUAGCAAGAUGGAUGGCCUCUGAUUUUUCCAACAUCUCAAAGUUCUGCUGUGAGCUAUUUGUGAUUCAUAGACAUCAGGAAAAAUCCAGAAUUUGAAGGUCUACCAUCUGAGAGUACAGAUUCUUCCUUUAACGGACAUUUAAAAUGAUGGGACUGAAUCCAUUCUUCUAAUAUAUAUAGAAAGGUUGUUGUUAUUUCGUAUUUAAUACAUUGUGUUUUCAAGACAUUGUACACUUUGUUGUAUGAGUGACCUCAUGCCCCCUGAUUUAUCGAAUGUUCAACUUGCUUAGUUCCCAUA